AUGGUUGUUCGAUCACUUAAAGUGAGUAAAGAUCCAUUCCGACCUCAAGAAGAGAAUGAGGAACCUCUUGGUCCUGAAGUACCUUAUCUUAGUGCAAUUAGUGCACUUAUGUAUCUUUCUAAUGCUAUGAGACCUGACGUAUCAUUUUCUGUUAAUUUGUUAACAAGAUAUAGUUCUUCCCCUAUACGAAGACAUUGGAAUGGAGUUAAACAUAUAUUGCGAUAUCUAAAGGGGACCAGCUACCUGUUCACAUACGGAGGUCCUGCUAUUUCAUGGCGAUCUACGAAGCAGUCCAUUGUCGCUACUUCUUCAAAUCAUGCUGAGAUAAUAACUAUUCAUGAAGCAAGUAGAUAA
Molecule: messenger RNA, 354 nt
Organism: Solanum verrucosum
Lineage: Eukaryota; Viridiplantae; Streptophyta; Magnoliopsida; Solanales; Solanaceae
Product: secreted RxLR effector protein 161-like
Exons: 2
Coding region: 1-354 (117 amino acids)
Source: RefSeq, a predicted model, not a curated record